Bombus huntii is the source of this 1398-nucleotide messenger RNA. RefSeq names its product jerky protein homolog. Gene Ontology annotation, cellular component: nucleus. The transcript has a single exon. The record is from RefSeq and is a predicted model, not a curated record. Gene Ontology annotation, molecular function: DNA binding. Lineage: Eukaryota; Metazoa; Arthropoda; Insecta; Hymenoptera; Apidae. The coding region runs from base 1 to 1398 and encodes 465 amino acids.
AUGGCUCCAAGACGGAGCUUGGGAAUGUUGUCAGUUGCCGAGAAAUACGAUAUCACUCAAAUGAUUGAAAGAGGUGAGACUCGUCAUACCAUAACAGAACAGUACAAUAUUUCAUCUAGAACUCUGAGCAUAAUAAAAGACAACCGUGCAGAGAUAAUAGAAGAAUUCCAGAACAGCUUACCGGGUCCUAGCACUUCCAAAGUAGCUUCUACAAAAGAUGAAGCUAAUGAAAAAUUCGAAACAACACUUCGCCAGUGGUACAUACGAUAUAGAAAUAAAAACAUAACAAUAACGCAUGAGAUGUUAGGGAGUAAAGCUCGGGAAUUGAAUACAAAGAUGCGCGGUGCUGCUAAUUUUAAAGGCAGUACGACUUGGGUGUCAAGUUUUAAAAGACAUUACGGUUUACGUGAAGGGGAUACGCCUGAAGAUAUAGAAAUAGGAAAUGAAGAUGAAGCGAAUAAGUGCAAAGCUCAAAUUAAAAAUCUUCUGCAAAGCGGAGAAUACACAUUGGAUAACAUCUACAAUGCCGAUUGCUUAGGAAUACUGUGGACAGCAGUACCACAAAAAUCUGCAAUGUAUAAGCCAUCACUAAAGAUGAGUACCUCGCACGGAGAAAAAGUUACGAUACUUCUUGGUGCAAAUGCUACCGGAAGUCAUCAGUUGCCAGUACUAGUAGUCGGAACAAAAAUGAAUCCUCCAUGUUUAAAUUCCUUCAGAAUUCUGACAAGUAUCUACAGAGGUAGCGCCCUGCCUAUCAUAGACAGUAACCUUUUCGAUGAAUGGUUCGAUGAAUGUUUCUUAAAAUCAGUUAGAGAAAGACAACAAAAAAUAGGGCGCAGAAUGAAAACUCUGCUGUUGCUAGAUAACGUUUUCCCUCAUCACGAAACCGGGAUAGUAAGUACAAAAGAUGAAUCAGUUAAAAUCAUGUAUCUUUCAUACGACGCAGCACCGCUCAUACAACCAAUGGAUCAUGGAAUAAUCGAGUGUUUCAAGCGAAAGUACAAAAUCGAAUUGCUGAAAACAUUAGUUCCAUGUACUCAACCCUAUACAAUGCAAGGAAUGGUAAAUAACCAGUGUAACUUAAAUCUGUGGGAUUGUUGCCGCAUGGCAAGUCAUGCUUGGACAAAUGUCAGCACGUCAAUACUGAAAAACGCGUGGGACAACCUUCUGAAGGAUGAAAGCGGACAGAGUUUGGAAGAGCCCGAAAUAAGACAGGACAUAUAUCAAGCACUUGAAGAACUGAGUAAAAUACCAGGAUGCGGAGGGUGCGACAGUAUCGAUGUGAUGAACUGGUUUGAAACUAACAAGAAAUAUGCCCCAUCAUUAAUUCGAUCUCAACAGUACUCUUCUGCACUUUAUGAAUGCAACUAUGGACACAGAAGCGAACAAACCAACUGA